AUGUUUCUACCUAUUUUCUUUCUUUUUUUUCAUCCCCUUCCUCCACUGAAUUUUUUUCCUUCUUCACCUCCCCACCUUCCUUAUUUCUCCCUUUCUGUAGAUAGCUACGUCCACAAGUCUGCUCAUAUCUAUCUAUCUAUCUAUCUAUCUAUCUAUCUAUCUAUCUUUCUAAAUAUACAUAGGCCAGCCUAUUCAUCUAUCUGUGACAGUACAUUCAUGCUAUCGCUUUCUCUCUCUCUCUGGCUAUCACUCGCUCUGUCUGCUAACCCCCAUCUCUCUCCAUUUAUCUAUGAGAAUAUUUUAUUAUCUAUCUAUCUAUCUAUCUAUCUAUCUAUCUAUCUAUCUAUCUAUCUAUCUCAUUCACUCUCUUUAAAUCUACAUGCAUCAGUCAAAUCCUCUAUAUCUCAAUCUGUUCUCCUAUAUCUAUCUAUCUAUCUAUCUAUCUAUCUAUCUAUCUAUCUAUCUAUCUAUCUAUCUCACCAAUUUAUGCGGACAAUGAUAAACAGCAGUUAUUUGAAAAGUAAAUGGUAUCUAUCUAUCUAUCUAUCUAUCUAUCUAUCUAUCUAUCUAUGCCAGUUAUUCUUUCUUUCUUCAUUUCUAUGUAUGUAUGUAUAUAUCUAUCUAUGCUAA
Messenger RNA from Acanthosepion pharaonis, 630 nucleotides. NCBI's taxonomy places the organism in Eukaryota, Metazoa, Mollusca, Cephalopoda, Sepiida, Sepiidae. The record is from the annotation of a GenBank genome assembly.